AUGGAAUAUGAACCAGGUGAGGUGAUUAUAUACGCAUGUGUGGCAACAAAAGACAAUAUUCUUGCUGAUUACGCUGAAGUUUCAAUUCCCAAACUUGACAGUGUGUUACACGAAAUUACAAAGAAAGUUGGCGACCAACCGACGUCUGUAAUUCGCCAAGAUAAUUUAAUAAUACAUGUACAUUCCCAUAUUCAAGAAACUUCACAGCUCAUCACAAUUGCUGUGACGGGUACGAAUUUUCCAACCGAUCGUUGUUUCGACUUUUUAGAGGACGUUUCCUCGUCUUUUGCAAAAAUGUAUGAACGUGGGCAAUAUGAACACUGUCUCGAACGCGCCUUCAAUCCGACAUUUUCCGUUCUUGUUAAACAGAAAAUGAAACAUGCCAAUGACAACAAUACAAUUACUGUGACUGUACUAGACAAUCCACAGGGCGAAAUAAUUACUCGCACUAACGAUGAUAUAUCUAUGCUCAUUGAUAACGACACGCGUCUUGACGAACUUCAUGAUCAAGCCAAAAUGCUCCUCCAAACGACGAUUGAUAAAGAAAACGACUCGAAACUUCUUCGGCAAAGAACAUUUUUGACCACAUCAAAAAUGUUUUUUCUUCUGUUCAUUCUCAUCAUUGUUGUCACCUUUUUGAUCAUAUGGGGCGCAUGUGGCAUAACGUUCGAGAAGUGCAGAAACUAA
Entamoeba invadens IP1 is the source of this 687-nucleotide messenger RNA. Its product is annotated as vesicle-associated membrane protein, putative. The record is from RefSeq and is a predicted model, not a curated record. Lineage: Eukaryota; Evosea; Mastigamoebida; Endamoebidae. The coding region runs from base 1 to 687 and encodes 228 amino acids. The transcript has 2 exons.